This is a messenger RNA of Hypanus sabinus (Atlantic stingray), 3021 nucleotides long. RefSeq names its product G protein-regulated inducer of neurite outgrowth 1-like. The record is from RefSeq and is a predicted model, not a curated record. The transcript has 4 exons. NCBI's taxonomy places the organism in Eukaryota, Metazoa, Chordata, Chondrichthyes, Myliobatiformes, Dasyatidae. The coding region runs from base 1 to 2889 and encodes 962 amino acids.
AUGUGGCACCGUCUGCUGCACAUUGCCUCCCUCUGCUCCAGCACCCCCGCGAGGGCCCUGUGGUCACGCUGCUCCGCCGACGGAAGGACGGGACCCUGGUGCGGAGGAAGGACUGGACCCAGGUGCGAGGAAGGACUGGACCCAGGUGCGAGGAAGGACUGGACCCAGGUGCGGAGGAAGGACUGGACCCAGGUGCGGAGGAAGGACUGGACUCAGGUGCGGAGGAAGGACUGGACUCAGGUGCGGAGGAAGGUCUGGACCCAGGUGCGAGGAAGGACAGGACCCAGGUGCGGAAGAAGGACUGGACCCAGGUGCGAAGAAGGACAGGACUCAGGUGCGGAGGAAGGACUGGACCCAGGUGCGAGGAAGGACUGGACUCAGGUGCGGAGGAAGGACUGGACUCAGGUGCGGAGGAAGGACUGGACCCAGGUGCGGAGGAAGUACUGGCCCCAGGUGCGGAGGAAGGAGAGGACCCAGGUGAGGAGGAAGGACAGGACCCAGGUGCGGAGGAAGGAGAGAACCCAGGUGCGGAGGAAGGAGAGGACCCAGGUGCGGAGGAACGACAGGACCCAGGUGCGGAGGAAGGACAGGACCCAGGUGCGGAGGAAGGAGAGGACCCAGGUGAGGAGGAAGGACAGGACCCAGGUGCGGAGGAAGGACAGGACCCAGGUGCGGAGGAAGCACUGGACCCAGGUGCGGAAGAAGGACUGGACCCAGGUGCGGAGGAAGGGCUGGCCCCAGGUGCGGAGGAAGGGCUGGACCCAGGUGCGGAGGAAGGGCUGGACCCAGGUGCGGAGGAAGGGCUGGACCCAGGUGCGGAGGAAGGACAGGACCCCGGUGCGGAGGAAGGGCAGGACCCAGCUGCGGCGGAAGGACAGGAACCAGGUGCGGAGGAAGGACUGGACGCAGGUGCGGAGGAAGGACUGGACCCAGGUGCGGAGGAAGGACUGGACCCGGGUGCGGAGGAAGGACUGGACGCAGGUGCGGAGGAAGGACUGGACCCAGGUGCGGAGGAAGGACUGGACCCAGGUGCGGAGGAAGGGCAGGACCCGGGUGCGGAGGAAGGGCAGGACCCAGGUGCGGAGGAAGGACUGGACGCAGGUGCGGAGGAAGGACUGGACCCAGGUGAGGAGGAAGGACUGGACCCAGGUGCGGAGGAUGGACUGGACCCAGAUGCGGAGGAAUGACUGGACACAGAUGCGGAGGAAGGACAGGACCGAGGUGAGGAGGAAGGAGAGGACCCAGGUGCGGAGGAAGGACAGGACCCAGGUGCGGAGGAAGGACAGGACCCAGGUGCGGAGGAAGGACAGGACCCAGGUGCAGAGGAACGACAGGACCCAGAUGCGGAGGAAGGAGAGGACCCAGAUGCGGAGGAAGGAGAGGACCCAGGUGCGGAGGAAGGACAGGACCCAGGUGCGGAGGAAGGACAGGACCCAGGUGCGGAGGAAGGACAGGAGCCAGGUGCGGAGGAAGGGCUGGACCCAGGUGCGGAGGAAAACAGGACCCAGGUGCGGAGGAAGGACAGGACCCAGGUGCGGAGGAAGGACAGGACCCAGGUGCGGAGGAAGGACAGGACCCAGGUGCGGAGGAAGGACAGGAGCCAGGUGCGGAGGAAGGACAGGACCCGGGUGCGGAGGAAGGACAGGACCCGGGUGCGGAGGAAGGGCAGGACCCAGGUGCGGAGGAAGGACAGGAGCCAGGUGCGGAGGAAGGACAGGACCCAGGUGCGGAGGAAGGAAAGGACCCAGGUGCGGAGGAAGGACAGGAGCCAGGUGCGGAGGAAGGACAGGACCCAGGUGCGGAGGAAGGACUGGAUUCAGGUGCGGAGGAAGGACUGGACCCAGGUGCGGAGGAACACAGGACCGAGGUGCGGAGGAAGGACAGGACCCAGGUGCGGAGGAAGGAGAGGACCCAAGUGCGGAGGAAGGACAGGACCCAGGUGCGGAGGAAGGACAGGACCCAGGUGCGGAGGAAGGAGAGGACCCAGGUGCGGAGGAAGGAGAGGACGCAGGUGCGGAGGAAGGACAGGACCCAGGUGCGGAGGAAGGAGAGGACCCAGGUGCGGAGGAAGGAGAGGACGCAGGUGCGGAGGAAGGACAGGACCCAGGUGCGGAGGAAGGACAGGACCCAGGUGCGGAGGAAGGAGAGGACCCAGGUGCGGAGGAAGGAGAGGACGCAGGUGCGGAGGAAGGACAGGACCCAGGUGCGGAGGAAGGACUGGACCCAGGUGCGGAGGAAGGACAGGACCCAGGUGCGGAGGAAGGAGAGGACGCAGGUGCGGAGGAAGGACUGGACCCAGGUGCGGAGGAAGGAGAGGACGCAGGUGCGGAGGAAGGACUGGACCCAGGUGCGGAGGAAGGACUGGACCCAGGUGCGGAGGAAGGGGAGGACCCAGGUGCGGAGGAAGGACAGGACCCAGGUGCGGAGGGAGGACUGGACCCAGGUGCGGAGGAAGGACAGGACCCAGGUGCGGAGGAAGGAGAGGACCCAGGUGCGGAGGAAGGAGAGGACGCAGGUGCGGAGGAAGGACAGGACCCAGGUGCGGAGGAAGGAGAGGACCCAGGUGCGGAGGAAGGACAGGACCCAGGUGCGGAGGAAGGAGAGGACCCAGGUAUGGAGGAAGGAGAGGACCCAGGUGCGGAGGAAGGAGAGGAGCCAGGUGCGGAGGAAGGACAGGACCCAGGUGCGGAGGAAGGACAGGACCCAGGUGCGGAGGAAGGACUGGACCCAGGUGCGGAGGAAGGAGAGGACGCAGGUGCGGAGGAAGGACAGGACCCAGGUGCGGAGGAAGGACAGGACCCAGGUGCGGAGGAAGGACAGGACCCAGGUGCGGAUGAAGGGGAGGACCCAGGUGCAGAGGAAGGUCAGGACCCAGGUGCGGAGGAAUGACUGGACCCAGGUGCGGAGGAAGGAGAGGACCCAGGUGCGGAGGAAGGAGAGGACCCAGGUGCGGAGGAAGGACUGGACCCAGGUGCGGAGGAAGGAGAGGACGCAGGUGCGGAGGAAGGACAGGACCCAGGU